AUGCUGCUCACCAGCUCACAGCUCCACCACCACAAGAACCACCACAACCACCACCACACAGCUCCAACCACCACACAGAACCACCACCACCACAGCUCAACCACCACAAGAACCACCACCACCACAGCUCCAACACACACCAAGCUCCAACACAAGAACACCACCACCACAGCUCAACAACAAGCCACCACCACAGCCCAACCACCACAAGAACCACCACCACCACAGCUCCAACCACCACAAGAACCACCACCACCACAGCUCCAACCACCACAAGAACCACCACCACCACAGCUCCAACCACCACCAGAACCACCCCACCACAGCUCCAACCACCACAAGAACCACCACCACCACAGCUCCAACCACCACAAGAACCACACCACCACAGCUCCAACCACCAAAGAAGACCACCACCACCACCAGCUCCAACCACCACAAGAACCACCACCACCAACAGCUCCAACAACAACCACACCACACAAGACCAACCACAGCCCAACCACCACAAGAACCACCACCAACCAGCUCCAACCACCACAAGAACCACCACCACAGCUCCAACCACCACAGAAACCACACCACCACCACAGCUCCAACCACCACAAGAACACCACCACCACAGCUCAACCACCACACCACCACCACCAGCUCCAACCACCACAAGAACCACCACCAACAGCUCCACCACCACACAGAACCACCACCACCACAGCUCCAACACCACAAGAACCACCACCACCACAGCUCCAACCACCACCAAAGAACCACACACCACCACAGCUCCACCACCACAAGAACCACCACCACCACCACAGCUCCAACCACCACAAGAAACCACCCCCAGCUCCAACCACCACAAGAACCACCCACCACAGCUCCAACCACCACAAACCACCACCACCAAGCUCCAACCACCACAAGACCACCACCACCACAGCUCCACCACACAAGAACACCCACCACCAACCACCACGCCAAGCUCCAACACCACAAGAACCACCACCACAGCUCCACCACCACAAGAACCACCACCACCACCACAGCUCCAACCACCACAAGAAACCACCACCACAGCUCCAACACCACAAGAACCACACCAGACCACCAAGACCACACACCACCACCACCACAGCUCCAACCACCACAAGAACCACCACCACCACAGCUCCAACCACCACCCAAAAUAUCAGUCGACUCGGCAGACGCUUCCGAACCAGCGAGCCCAACCCAACUGCCGUCGUCCCGCCGUCAUGCAGGGUCGCCACGUGGCUUCCCGCGCGUCGCCGAGGGCCCUCGCUCUCCUUCCUCAGAAAUCCGCGUGAUCAGACGCAACCAUAUCAAAAGCUCGAGUGUCUUUCACAACAUAACUUUUAG
Messenger RNA from Penaeus vannamei (Pacific white shrimp), 1377 nucleotides. The record is from RefSeq and is a predicted model, not a curated record. NCBI's taxonomy places the organism in Eukaryota, Metazoa, Arthropoda, Malacostraca, Decapoda, Penaeidae.